GUGCCCUAUAUCACGUGACGAUGCGUGGCGGCGCGACCGCCAUCUUGUGUUGUGGGGAGUGAGGAAUUGCCUCGGCUGUGAGAGAUUCUCCGUCCGGGAUCGCAGGUUAACACUUUUAAAGAGGAGUAGAAAAGAAGAAAAUGGCAGCGGAAACUCAGACACUUAACUUUGGGCCUGAAUGGCUGCGAGCUCUAUCCAGUGGUGGGAGCGUGACUUCGCCUCCCCUUUCUCCCGCUUUGCCAAAGUACAAAUUAGCAGAUUAUCGCUAUGGGAGAGAAGAAAUGUUAGCACUUUUCCUAAAGGAUAAUAAGAUACCUUCAGACCUCCUGGAUAAGGAGUUUCAGCCUAUUUUACAGGAGGAGCCCCUGCCACCACUGGCACUUGUACCUUUUACAGAAGAAGAACAGAGAAAUUUCUCCAUGUCUGUAAACAGUGCUGCUGUCCUGCGGUUGACGGGACGAGGAGGAGGAACGGUGGUAGGGGCUCCUCGAGGUCGAAGUUCCUCUAGAGGUCGAGGCAGAGGCCGAGGAGAGAGUGGUUUCUACCAAAGAAGUUUUGAUGAAGUGGAGGGUGGAUUUGGGCGAGGAGGAGGCAGGGAAAUGCACAGAUCUCAGAGCUGGGAGGAAAGGGGAGACAGGCGGUUUGAAAAACCAGGGCGAAAAGAUCCAGUGAGACCAAAUUUUGAGGAAGGUGGGACAACAACAACAGGGAGGAAACACGAGUUUAUUCGCUCUGAGAGCGAGAACUGGCGCAUCUUCAGGGAGGAGCAAAAUGGGGAAGAUGAUGAUGGAGGCUGGAGACUGGCUGGGCCACGGAGGGAUGGUGAGAGGUGGCGUCCUCAUAGUCCAGACGGUCCUCGUUCUGCAGGCUGGCGAGAACCUAUGGAGAGACGGCGAAGGUUUGAAUUUGAUUUCCGAGACGGGAUGAUGAGCGGGGUUACCGACGAGUGCGGUGGCGGCAGUGGCAGUAUGGAAGAUGACAGGGACAGUCUCCCUGAAUGGUGCUUGGAAGAUGCAGAAGAAGAAAUGGGAACAUUUGACUCAUCUGGGGCUUUUCUCUCAUUAAAGAAGGUUCAGAAGGAGUCAAUCCCUGAGGAACAGGAAAUGGAUUUCCAACCAGUGGAAGGUGAGGAACCUUCUGACCCUGAAGGGGGUCAUGGUGAAGAAGCCAAAGAGCUUGAAAAGACAACCAAGAGGGAGGGGGAUAAAAGAGAUACAACAACUGCAGAGGCAGCAGAAGAAGCAGUCAGAGCAUCUUCGCCGUCUAUCCGGUCAGGUACUCCACCAAAACUCCAGUCACAAGAACCACUACAGGCCAGUCUAUUUGAGCGGAAGGAAGAGUGUGUCCCAGAACGAACAGAAAAAAUGGAAGCUAAAGAGAGUCAAACGGUGAACACUCUGCCAUCCAAAGUGCCCAGUAGAGGAGAAGAUCUGACUCCUGCUGUUCAACCUUUGCCACAGAUCUCUCCAGCUACAGUUUCUCCUGUUCAUCUUUCUUCUCCUCUUUCCAAUACAAAUCCUGCUCUAAAGCCACUUCAGACAUCAGUCUCAGCUGCUCCAGGCAUGGGCAACAUUUCUGCUGAUCCAGACGAUGAAGAGGGUCUCAAACACUUAGAGCAGCAGGCAGAGAAGAUGGUGGCAUAUCUGCAGGACAGUGCACUGGAUGAUGAGAGACUAGCAGCAAAACUUCAAGAGCACAGAGCAAAGGGUUCCUCCAUGCCAUUACUCCAUGAAGCCAUGCAGAAGUGGUACUACAAGGAUCCUCAAGGAGAAAUUCAGGGUCCCUUCAGUAACCAGGAGAUGGCAGAGUGGUUCCAGGCUGGGUAUUUCACUAUGUCCCUGUUAGUAAAGAGAGCAUGCGAUGAGAAUUUCCAGCCACUUGGAGACAUCAUGAAAAUGUGGGGCAGGGUUCCCUUCACUCCAGGUCCAGCACCACCUCCACAUCUGGGCGAGAUGGACCAGGAGCGACUAACUAGACAACAAGAACUUACGGCACUGUACCAAAUGCAGCACCUCCAGUACCAGCAGUUUUUGAUACAACAACAGUAUGCACAGGUGUUGGCACAGCAGCAAAAAGCAGCCCUCUCAUCCCAGCAGCAGCAGCAACUGGCUCUCCUCUUACAGCAGUUCCAGGCCCUGAAGAUGAGAAUAUCUGAACACCUGAUGCCAUCUGUAACAAGGUCUGUGUCAGUGUCGGAUGCUAGCUCAGUUUGGGAGCUUCAGUCAACAGCCUCACAGCCCACAGUCUGGGAAGGAAGCAGUGUCUGGGAUCUCCCCAUUGAUGCUGCAGCUCAGGAACCUGCUCUCGAACAACUUCAGCAGCUUGAGAAGGCCAAAGCUGUAAAGCUGGAGCAGGAAAGGAGAGAAAUGGAAAUGAGGGCCAAACGAGAAGAGGAAGAGAGAAAAAGACAGGAGGAACUUCGAAGACAACAGGAGGAGCUACUUAGGAGGCAACAAGAGGAAGAGAGGAAACGACGAGAAGAGGAGGAGCUGGCACGAAGAAAGCAGGAAGAAGCCCUGAGGCGGCAGAGAGAGCAGGAAAUUGCACUAAGACGACAGCGGGAGGAAGAGGAACGACAACAACAGGAGGAAGCACUUAGAAGAUUGGAAGAGAGGAGAAGAGAAGAAGAGGAAAGACGACAGCGAGAAGAGUUGCUUCGUAAACAGGAAGAGGAGGCUGCCAAAUGGGCACGUGAAGAAGAGGAGGCCCAACGUCGACUAGAGGAAAACCGGUUGCACAUGGAGGAGGAGGCAGCCAGAUUACGGCUCGAAGAGGAAGAGCGAAAGCGCAAGGAGCUGGAACUCCAGCGCCAGAAGGAAUUAUUACGACAAAGGCAGCAGCAGCAGGAGGCCUUGCGCCGGUUGCAGCAGCAGCAACAGCAGCAGCAACUUGCACAGAUGAAGCUCCCUUCUUCUUCAACAUGGGGCCAGCAAUCCAGCUCAGGAGCAUGUCAGUCCCAGACCACGUUGUCAUUGGCAGAAAUCCAAAAGCUUGAAGAAGAGCGAGAACGGCAGCUUCGAGAGGAGCAAAGACGUCAGCAGCGUGAACUGAUGAAAGCCCUCCAGCAGCAGCAGCAACAGCAACAACAGCAACAAAAAAUGUCAGGUUGGGGUAAUGUCACCAAGCCAACAGGCGCUACCAAAUCUCUCUUGGAAAUACAGCAGGAAGAGGCGAGGCAGAUGCAGAAGCAACAGCAGCAGCAGCAGCAGCAGCCGAACAGAGUCCGCAGUACUACGCAUUCUAGCCUGCACAGCAGCAUUGGAAAUUCAGUGUGGGGCUCUCUAAACACUAAUCCCACCAGCCAGUGGGCAUCUGAUCUAGUCACCAGCAUCUGGAGCAAUUCUGACACUAAAAUCAAUAUGGGGUUCUGGGAUGAUGCAGUGAAGGAAGUGGGGCCGCGUAACUCAACCAAUAAAAACAAGAGCAAUGCCAGCCUCAGUAAAUCUAUAGGAAUUACGAGCAGACAGAACAAGAAGGUGGAACAAGAGGAGAAGCUGCUGAAGUUGUUCCAAGGGGUUAAUAAAGCCCAGGAUGGAUUCACUCAGUGGUGUGAACAGAUGCUACAUGCACUCAAUACAGCGAACAACUUGGAUGUUCCCACGUUUGUUUCUUUCCUGAAGGAAGUGGAGUCUCCAUAUGAGGUCCAUGAUUACAUCAGAGCCUACCUUGGAGAUACCCCUGAGGCCAAGGAAUUUGCCAAGCAGUUUCUAGAGCGCCGUGCCAAACAAAAAGCCAGUCAGCAGCAGCAGCAGGAUUCAGUGUGGGGGAUGAACCAUAGCGCACUGCAUUCCGUCUUUCAGACCAAUCAGAGCAACAACCAGCAAUCCAACUUUGAAGCUGUGCAGAGUAGCAAGAGAAAGAAGAAACAGAAAAUGGUUCGAGCAGAUCCCAGUUUGUUAGGAUUUUCAGUGAAUGCCUCAUCAGAGCGGCUCAAUAUGGGAGAAAUAGAGACUUUGGAAGACUACUGAUCUUGUGUAGAUUGACCGGCUUUUCCUGUGUCUGUUAACCAUGGAUUCUCCACCUUUGGACACAGUACUUUCUCCAACUUGCAUUUUUCUUCACCUUGCAGUGACUUACAGAAUCAAUCAUCUCAGGCUGCUUCUUCUAGCCCCAGCAAAAUCUUUCUGUCCCACGUUGCGCAGUCAUUGUCAUCUCUGUCAGCCUAUAGACAUGUGGACUUUGCUGUCUCCUAGGUGGGUGGGAGAUAGGAUCCAUUCCCAAAAUGGUUGACUGCAGGCAGCAAGCGUUCACUGUGCUGUCAUUUCUUCUGCUGACUUAUCUGGAAAGUCUACUGGGAUUCUGCAAAUGGUAUCUUCCUUUCCCCGGUCAUGCUUAUCACAUCCAACUUGUGCAAUCAUGGAGAGAGUUUGUGGUUAACAGAGAUUGGUCAGAAUCAAAAUGCCACACAAAUACUGACUUCAGUGCUGCAUCAGGACAAGAGAUGCUCUCCAAAUCCAGGAGUUGCAGUCAUAAGCUAACUUUAGAACUGGCAACAGCAGGAGAGAGUGGUGGUGGGUGGAGUUUAACUUGGAUUGGUUUGAUAUUGCACACCCCCUGCCAGCCCCUCUCAGCACAUUAAUUUUGGAGGGAAAGCUUGAGUCUGUCUUCAUUAGGUAGUGAUGAUAGUUACUGGAGUUCUCCCGCCAGCAACCUCCAGCCUUCCAGGACAAAUAGGAAUGUAUAAUGGGGGUGGGGGAGGGUGUAUUUCUUCUGUUCAGGUUGAAAUUACUUCCUUAAAUAUUACCUUCAUAGGGAUAGACCAGUUUAUUGGAGGCACUUCUGCUGUGAAUUUGUCUCAUUUAAGAGACAGCUAAAGUCUUGGGUAGGGAAGGACUUUACUUUCCAAACUGGUGUCCCCUACAGUCUCAGUGGCAAUGACUCAGUUUUGUGUUACAAUAGCAUGCAAGUUAAAGGGCAGAGACCAUCCUCUUCAUAAUGGAAUGAGAUUAAAAGAGAACCUGCCUGUAGGCAGCACCUGAAUUCCUGUAACCAUGGAGAGGGGGAAAGUGAGCUGUGAGGCAAUGGCACUGAUUCCCUUCUACACCUUCAAUUAUUGAACAUCCCUUCACUUCCAAUCCAUAAUUAAAUAUUUAUGUAAUCCCAGCUUUCCCUGCAGAAGUUUAAAAAAAAACCCAAAACCUGAAACUGCAAAAUGCACUUAAUUUGCACCCCUCUUCCCUCCCCCCCCAAAUCCCACCUCCCGUUCCUAGAGGGCUGCAGUGUACCUGUGGGAGGGAGAGGCUGCUGUUUGAGUGGAGUGUGUAAAGGUGUCUGUCUUUCUGUCAUCACUGCCUGAAGAAGGCUGCUUGAGUUGCUCCAGAGCAGUUUGGCUUUGGGUUUUAUUUCAUUUGAUUUAUUCAUUUUUGGGGGGGUAAUUUUCCCCUCUUCCUCCUCCUCCCCCUAAACAUGUACAGUAACUAUACAGAGACUGCUGCAGACUUGUAUAUAGUUUUUGGAUCUAAUAGCAUGGAGAGACUUGGAACUGUUGCAAAUCUGGUCUCCCUGUCUCCUUUGCUUUGUAAAGUCAUAAAGGGGUGGAAGAGGGGUAGUUAAAAUGUUUACAGAACUUUAAACUCCCUCUGAACUUUUGCCAGUGUGCAGGGGGAAAAAAGAGAAAUAAAACCUGGUUGUAUUAUAUCUAAGAGUGCAUUUUAUACUUUUGUCUAAAAUAAUUUUUGAGAUUAUUCCUGGAGCUAAAACAGACCUGAAUCUUGACCUUCAUCACAGUUUUCAUCAAGAAACAUCGAGCAGAUACACAGGAUGUGGAACAACAGCUGCUGCUUUAUUCCUGUUCUCCUGAGGAACGUUGGUGGUUUUUCUACUUGAUAAUUUUAGAGUUUAAAAUAAACAUCAGUAAGAUGAGACACA
Molecule: messenger RNA, 5868 nt
Organism: Gopherus evgoodei (Goodes thornscrub tortoise)
Lineage: Eukaryota; Metazoa; Chordata; Testudines; Testudinidae
Gene: GIGYF2
Product: GRB10 interacting GYF protein 2
Biological process (GO): insulin-like growth factor receptor signaling pathway
Cellular component (GO): vesicle; perikaryon; proximal dendrite
Molecular function (GO): protein binding
Source: RefSeq, a predicted model, not a curated record